Messenger RNA from Tarenaya hassleriana, 1072 nucleotides. Its product is annotated as thaumatin-like protein 1b. Lineage: Eukaryota; Viridiplantae; Streptophyta; Magnoliopsida; Brassicales; Cleomaceae. Bases 55 to 978 code for a protein of 307 amino acids. The transcript is spliced from 3 exons. Gene Ontology annotation, biological process: defense response. Gene Ontology annotation, cellular component: extracellular region. The record is from RefSeq and is a predicted model, not a curated record.
CUCUCUCUCUCUCUCUCUCUCUCUCUCUCCCCUUACACCAAAAUACUCUUCAGAAUGAUUCCACAUUCAUCUGCUUCGAUUUCUUUCAUCAACCUCCUUCUCUUACUGUUCUUCAAAGGAAACUUUGGUACAACAAUAACCGUUAUAAACCGGUGUGACUACACGGUCUGGCCCGGAAUUCUCUCCAACGCCGGGAGUGAUGGCUUGGGAACCACCGGUUUCGAACUCUCCUCCGACGACUCCCGCUCUUUCCAAGCUCCGCCGAACUGGUCAGGCCGAUUUUGGGCACGAACCGGUUGCAAUUUCGACCCGGGUACCGGCCAAGGCGCUUGCUUAACCGGUGAUUGCGGCUCAAACAGGUUGGAGUGCAAUGGUGCCGGAGCAAGUCCUCCGGCGACACUCGCCGAGUUCACAAUCGGGUCAGGCGACCCGACCCGGCAGGACUUCUACGACGUCAGCCUCGUGGACGGAUACAACGUACCGAUGAUCGUGGAACCAUCGGCUGGUUCAGGCACGUGCCUAUCGACCGGUUGUGUAACCGAUCUAAACCGGAAAUGCCCGUCCGAGUUACGGGUCGGGUCAGGGGUCGCGUGCAAGAGCGCGUGCGAGGCGUUCGGGUCGCCGGAAUAUUGUUGCAGCGGCGAGUACGGAUCACCGGAGACAUGUAAGCCGACGAUGUAUUCGGAGAUUUUCAAGUCGGCUUGCCCGAGAUCGUACAGCUAUGCGUACGACGACGCGACGAGCACGUUCACCUGCUCGGGUGCGGAUUACACGAUCACGUUUUGCCCUUCCUCGCCUAGCCAAAAAUCAUCCAAUAAUUAUUAUAAUGGUGGAUCGGUAGCAGGACCAUUGUCCGGUGAUUCAUCGUCGCCAUUGUCAUCUUGGUUAUCGGAUAUGUUCUCCGGUGAUUCAGCAAAAACUCGAUGUUCAUCGUCUUUGAAUUUGUUUAUUGUAGUUUUAUUUUUUCUAUUUGGUUAAUUUUAUUUUUCUGAAAUUUUUUAUAUAUUAGAAUCCAAAUUUUCUAAUUGCGAGAUGUACAGAUUAUUCGGCAGAAAACAAUUUUCUACCUUCA